This is a messenger RNA of Oncorhynchus mykiss (rainbow trout), 3817 nucleotides long. Its product is annotated as netrin-G1-like. NCBI's taxonomy places the organism in Eukaryota, Metazoa, Chordata, Actinopteri, Salmoniformes, Salmonidae. The record is from RefSeq and is a predicted model, not a curated record. Gene Ontology annotation, biological process: animal organ morphogenesis; axonogenesis; tissue development.
CCAUAUCUCUCUCUCUCUGCUCCGUCCGUUAGAGUGGGAACCACUGUUCUCAGUGAUCUGUCAUUUGUCCUCUAAGUUUAGAUACAUCCGCCCCAUUGAGUCUCAGACUGGUCCUGAAAGAGGACUGCGCUGGGGGGGAAAUAUUGAGGCUGAGUGAGCGGUUUAAUCUAACGGACUCUCUAAGUGCGCUAUCUCUUACCCGCCAUCUCCACUGAGCAGUUUCCUGCCUAGCAGUGCAGUGUAGGGGAAUGCGCGAGGGAUGCGUGACGCCGGAACAGUGGAGGAUAUUCUCGGCAGCGCUGCUAAUUGCUGUGAUUCAUGUUCCCUUUGAGUGCCUGUAACGAGUAGGCUAUAGCGAGAGAUUAAGAGAGAGAGAGAUAAAGUGUAUAUCCGCUCACAGGAGUCAAAUGUCUUGGCUGUGGAUCUAAGAAAUGAUACAGAUUAAACGGACAUUUUAUAAAAGACAAAGGAGCCUUUGCGUUUCAAAGUUUUUUCAUAGUGUUCUUUUUAUUUUUCUGAUGCGGAAACUGUUCCAUUGCUUCCAACAAUGCAAUAAUGGAAUUGCACGUGGCAGAAUGAUGACCAGCGGCGCGCGGGACAUAGGCUGCUGUCAAAAUACUCACCUAUUUGUGUUAUUGUGCUGCUCUAAGAGUUCCAGACAGUGAUCAGUCAUUUGUUUUAAAGUGGGAGAAAAUCUCCUCUGAUCCCGUCUCUUCACUAAAGAGAUGUUGCACUUGCACAGCGAUUCCAGGAAGAUUGACGUGCGCGCGGGGGGACCAUUCAAUCGCUGCCUCCACUCCAGACUCAGCUUGUUUUAACUCUUGGGUCAUCAACUUUUAGCAUCCCGUUUCUACCGAACUCAUCACAUUAAGAUUUACACGCGCAUCUUAAAGGGGUGCCUGUGGUCAGUGCUGAACUUGUUGAACACUGGACUGUGCACGGUGAAUUGAGGCAAACCUACAAAUACCGUGGGUGCCGUUGCCGGGCGGAAGAGAGACAUGAUUGACAGCAAACAAAGCUGAGCGGCCUGUCACUCAUCUCUCCAUCAGCGUGUCAAAAAGGCUGCCUCCUCCAGGGCUCUCGCUCUAGCUCUCGCCUCUCUCCUCCUUCACACCGACUCCUCCUCCCUCCAUCCACUCCUUCUCUUUUUAUCUCCUUGACGGGCCAGUCACCCCCUAACUUCGGCGUGUCGUGACCCCUCCGUUCCCGCCCUGCCGGAGAGAGAACUGUCGGAGAGACCUGAAACGGAGUACAGAGAGGACUCCAGACCAAAACAAGUGGUGUCCCCCCUCGCCCCUCCAUCUCACACCCCUCGCCCCCUCCACCAAGCUGUUAACAGGAGGCUGGCAUGCUGCCACAGUUCCUUAGCUCCUCUCUCUGUAAAGGUUGGAUUAUUUCAUAAACUCAAAGGCCCAGGCCUUUCCCUCGGUUUCGCUGUCUCUCUGUUUCGGGAGAGAAGAAGAGGGAUUCCCCAUUGAGAAAGCAAUAGCCCUUUUCUAGAGGAGACCCAGAGUGUCUGAGAGGAAGCGGCGAUGCGUUUCCCUCUGGUGUUGACACUGCAGGCACUGUGGGCCAGUGUGUGCCAGACCAUGCAGCACUACCCAGCCUGGGGACACUACGACGUGUGUAAGUCUCAGGUGUACACGGACGAAGGCCUCACCUGGGAUUACAUGGCCUGCCAACCUGAGGCCAUGGACAUGACCAAGUACCUGAAGGUUACGGUGGACCCACCCAACAUCACCUGUGGAGACCCACCUGAGACAUACUGCGCCCUGGAGAACCCGUACAUGUGUAACAAUGAAUGUGAUGCCGAAAACGAGGACCUGGCCCAUCCACCGGAGCUCAUGUUCGAUUUCGAGGGCCGCAACCCCACAACCUUCUGGCAGUCCAGUUCCUGGAAGAAGUACCCCAAGGCCCUACUGGUCAACAUCACACUGUCCUGGAGCAAAACCAUCGAGCUGACCGAUGACAUCGUGGUCACCUUCGAGUCAGGCCGCCCGGAACAGAUGGUUCUGGAGAAGUCUCUGGACUACGGUAAGACCUGGCAACCCUACCAGUUCUACGCCACAGACUGUCUGGACGCUUUCACCAUGGAUGCCAAGACUGUCCAGGACCUGACCCAGCACACUCUCCUAGACAUCAUCUGCACCGAGGAAUACUCCAGGGGCUACGUGUGGAAGUAUGACAAGACGGUGCGCUUCGAGAUCAAGGACCGCUUUGCACUGUUCGCCGGACCACGGCUCCACAACAUGGCAUCCCUCUACGGUCAGUUAGACACCACCAAGAACCUGAGAGACUUCUUCACCAUUACAGACCUGAGGGUCCGGCUCCUCCGACCAGCCACAGGGGCCACCAUGGUAGACGAGAACAACCUGUCCAGAUACUUCUAUGCCAUCUCUGACAUCAAGGUCCAGGGAAGGUGCAAGUGUAACCUUCACGCCAAUAGUUGUGUGUUUGACAAAGAGACGCUAAAUUGUGAGUGUGAGCACAACACCACGGGGCCGGACUGUGGCCGCUGUAAGAGGAACUACCAGGGAAGGACGUGGAGCGCAGGCUCCUAUCUACCCAUCCCCAAGGGCACGGCAAAUACCUGUAUCCCCAAUAGCAUUGGUCCAGUUAACUGCGAAUGCUUCGGACACUCCAACCGCUGCAGCUACAUCGAGCUGCUAAACUCUGUCAUUUGCGUGAGCUGUAAACACAACACUAGGGGCCAGCACUGCCAGGAUUGCAAGCAGGGCUACUUCCGAAAUGCUUCUGCGGAGCUGGAAGAUGAGAAUGUGUGCAUAGACUGUAGUUGUAAUCCCUAUGGCUCAGACAGUGUUCGCUGUAAUGGCACAGGAUUUUGUAAAUGUAAGGAGGGAACUACAGGGGCUAAGUGUCGAGAUUGUCUGCCGGGAUAUUUGUGGGACAAUGGCUGCAAAUCCCGAGUGUGUGACAACGAGCUCCUGCGCUGCCAGAACGGCGGUGUGUGUCUGAACAACCUGCGGUGCCAGUGUACCGCAGCAUUCACGGGCCUGCUGUGUGAGAAACCCCGCUGUGAGUCGGAGCUGGGGGGCUGUGGUGGGCCCGACUCGGGCCAAGCCGCCCUCUCGUCUACACCACUCUCCACCUUGCUGCUGCUCCUGCUGGGCUCGACGCUGCUCAGAGAGGCCUCCUACAGGCCCGCCCUGCUCUGAGAACCAGAGGCCUACACGGUCUACACUGAACUGUUGGAGCAAACUACCCAAUUACCAACUUCUCUACAACAACAACAACCAGAUCUACAACGACCAUGAGCUUAGUCUACUAUACUGUACUGUACUAGCUGUCCACCAGACACAGCAAGGACACACGCUGUCUAUAAGGGAAUGUGCCAGAAUGAAAGCAAAACUUUAAUUUGAGUAAAAAAAUAAAAGUAUAUAUAGAAAUGAGAGUUUAAAAAAAUGAAAUCAAUAAAGAAAAAUAAAUACCAGAUAUUUAAAAAGAGUUUAACUUGAGCAUUUGCUUCAUAAAAAGUCAAACAAGUCAAACAACAGACACCAGUGACCUAAGCCAUACCAGAGACUUUUCCCCCUAACUGUCAAAAGGAGGGACUGGAGAUGACAGACACUUUGUUCACUUCCUCUCUUAUCGCCACGGCAACGGCAGCUGCGACCAAUAAGCGACAGCAAGCUCUAGCUAGCAAGGCCAGCAGCUGCUAGCUGCCCCUGUCUUAGGGUGCUUUGGGGUUUGGUGCUGGCUGGACUGAACUGCUUCUGGGCUGAACUGACUGACUGACUGACUGACGAAGAACUCCAUAGAACUGUCCCUACCGCUGCUGAAGGGUGGACAGACAGGC